AUGGAUUUCUUUAAAAAUCUUUUCAAUCAUGAUCAAGCGAAGAAUGCACAUAAUCAAGUAUACGGUGGUAAUCAAGAUAACUCUUACGAUGAUCAACAACAAAAUCAAGGAUCAUUUACACAUGAAGCUAUAGCUGGUGCAGCUGGUUUUGCAGCUAUCAAAGCAUAUGAAGACCGUAUUCGAAAUUCAGGUGAACAAGUAUCUCAUCCUAUGAUGAAAGAAAUAUUAGCUGGUUUAGCUGCUGCUGAAGUUGAUAAAUUAUUUGAAACAAAAGGUUUGGAUUAUUUGGAUAGAGAAAAAGCGAAACGUAUGGCAAUACAGCAAGCUCAGCAAUUAGCGGAUGAGAAAUACGGAUCUGGAGGUGUGUUUAAUCCCAAUGGCUCUCAAGGACAAAAUCAAGGAUAUGGUGGAAAUAAUAGUGGCAACUAUCAACAAGACCAAUUUAAUGAUAAUAAUCAGGGAUAUGAUGGACAAAAUUAUGGAAAUCAAGGAUCAAGAGGUUAUGAUCAACAGAAUUAUGGUGGCGGUCAAGGACAACAACAGCAAUGGGGCGAUGGCAAUGAUCAACAGAAUUAUAGUGGCGGCCAAGGUCAGCAACGACAAUGGGGCGGUGACAAUGAUCAACAGAACUAUGGUGGUGGUCAAGGACAGCAACAACAAUGGGGUAAUGGUAAUGAGGAACCACGUCCUGAACAUCAUCGUCAUCAUCACCAACGACGAGAAGAAGACUAA
This is a messenger RNA of Adineta steineri, 732 nucleotides long. The record is from the annotation of a GenBank genome assembly. Lineage: Eukaryota; Metazoa; Rotifera; Eurotatoria; Adinetida; Adinetidae.